Molecule: messenger RNA, 4155 nt
Organism: Petromyzon marinus (sea lamprey)
Lineage: Eukaryota; Metazoa; Chordata; Hyperoartia; Petromyzontiformes; Petromyzontidae
Gene: GMPPA
Product: GDP-mannose pyrophosphorylase A
Biological process (GO): biosynthetic process
Molecular function (GO): transferase activity
Source: RefSeq, a predicted model, not a curated record
GGCGCAGCACGCGCCCCGUUGCGCGUGACGUCGCUCGUGUUGUCCCGGAAGCGGCCACGUUGACGGAGCGCGGGGAUAAUCCGGCGGAGGUUUGAAACGUCGACGAUUAAGAGAACCAAUUACCAUCAGAAUUAACAUAAACAGUUGCCAUUGUCGUCAUCGAUUAAUAUCGAUAGCAUCACCCUCUGUCGUUCACCACGUUGGUAACGUAAACGCCACCGACAUAAUCGUCCAUUGACGUUACAGUGCUCUUGACGAUAUUAACACGAUAUCAACAUUACCAGUUUACUCAUUGAAAAUAUUGACAGCACCGUAGACAUGAUCAAGGCUGUCAUCUUAAUUGGAGGCCCUCAAAAAGGCACGCGGUUUCGUCCCCUGUCACUCGAUGUGCCCAAGCCGCUCUUCCCUGUGGCUGGAUUCCCUAUCAUCCAGCACCACAUCGAGGCCUGCAGUCAGGUGCCGAACCUAAAGGAGGUACUGCUCAUCGGAUUUUAUCAGCCGAGUGAGGUGCUCAGCCGCUUUAUUGUGCAGGCGCAGCAGGAGUUCAAAGUCUCUAUAAGAUACCUGCAAGAGUACACAGGACUGGGCACAGCUGGCGGACUGUAUCACUUCCGUGACCAGAUCCUGGCGGGGGGUCCGCGGGCAUUCUUUGUCCUGAACGGGGAUGUGUGCGCCGACUUCCCGCUCGUUGGCAUGCUGGGAGCGCGGGACGCGGCCAUGCACAACUUCACUGUCAUGUGCACCAACGCAAAUCGCAAGCAGUCGCUGAAUUAUGGCUGCAUAGUGGAAAACACAGAGACCCAUGAGGUAUUGCACUACGUUGAGAAGCCAAGCACCUUUGUAAGCGAGCUCAUCAAUUGUGGAGUAUACCUAUUCUGUCCAGAAAUCUUCCAGCACAUCGCUACCGUCUUUCAGCAAAAUCAGCAGGAGCUACUCAGGUGUGGGCUCACCAGCGAGGAAGUGGCUAACGGCACCAGCUGGGCACGUGCGGAGGUAGUGCGGCUGGAGCAGGACGUGUUCACAGCGCUGGCAGGACAGCGCUCGCUCUACACCUUCCACACUGACGGAUUCUGGAGCCAGAUAAAAUCUGCAGGCUCAGCAAUAUAUGCCAAUCGCCUGUACCUAAGCAGCUACCACAACACCCACCCAGAGAGACUUUCGGAAAAUGGGUCUGGCAAACCUAAGGUCAUCGGAGAUGUUUACAUCCAUUCGACAGCAAACGUGGACCCCACUGCUGUGCUGGGGCCGAACGUGACGGUGGGCAUGGAUGUUGUUAUCGGGCCGGGUGUGAGGGUUCGUGAAUCCAUCAUCCUGCAGGGCUCCACGCUGCAGGACCACUGCUGUGUGCUCAACAGCAUUGUGGGCUGGGACAGUGUGGUCGGGCGCUGGGCGCGGGUGGAGGGGACCCCAAGUGACCCCAAUCCCAACGACCCUCUCGCCAAGAUGGACUCGGAGAGCCUCUUCAACACGGACGGCCGCCUCAACCCCUCCAUCACCAUCCUCGGCUGCAAUGUCUCCAUCCCAGCAGAAGUUGUGAUCCUCAACUCCAUUGUUCUGCCACACAAAGAGUUGCAGCACAGCUUCAAGAACCAGAUCAUCCUCUAAGCAAAACCAACCAGUCCAGAAGAUGAAACCAAAAGGAACCAACCAGAUCAUCUUAUGUUGCAAUAUAUAGAAAUAGGCCAGCAUAUAUGUAUGUUUAUCACAAGAGAACCACCAAAAUGUUCAACAGCCUUGGUUGUGAUUAUAUACUGUGCCUGUUUGUGGUUGUUACUGGUAAACAGCAGCAGUAUAAGCCAAUGUUUCGAUAACAGUUGUAACUAAUUUACAUUGUUGAGAAACUAUGUUAAUCUAUAUAGUAGUUGAAAGCUCUGAUCCCUCUUUGCAAUAUUUAUUCUAUCCACAAUAUAUUUGUAUUCAAUUUAAUUGUUUUUAAUUUAAAACACUUACCCACUGUUUAACUACAUGUUAAAGCCAUGAGUAUAAUUUGUUUUGCUCAAUUACAUGAUAAAUAUGCAUUCACUUUAAAGUCAAAUGUUUAACUGUUUGCUUCCAUCCUUUGUUACAAACGUGCAUUUCAGCAAUACUGUACAGUGGCACAGCAAACCAUGGCAGUAUUCACUUAUUUUUUCUUUGAAUUAUUGUGCUUUGCCAAAGAAUCGUGCAGGAGCCUGACUUGUGCAUUUCAUAAACAUCUUCCAACACGUACAUCCUCACCUGCAGGCAGUGGCACUCAUAAAUCUCCUGCUCGGCCAGCUCUACGGGGUUACAGCAGAAUUGGAAGUCAAGCCUCCAUGCCUCGCCUCGCUUCACCUCGUCUCGUCUAUUAGGCAGGGUUGCCUUUGCAUGCGUCGAGAUAUAUUGCAUUCUCUACACUGCAGUGGUCGUUCAAACUCGGGAGCUUUGGGGCACGCUUGACUCGAAAUGGCAGGGAGCAUUUCCCUUUAGAAAGAGUGAUCGGUGCCCCAUGUGGUUUACGUGCCGCUAUGCAGAGUGGGUAUCGAUAACCGUCACUGCCUGCAGUGGCAUGGAACCUGACAAGUGACCUACCCAUUGAUCAGCAUGCAUUUAAGCCAUGUUACAAAUGUAAAGACGUCACAUCGACGUAAAGAGUAAAUGGGCGUUUGCUAACGAUGGACUGGCAGCCACAGGAGGGACAUGCCCGAAAGGACGUUCACUGUGAGAGGGUGAGAUGGCUAUUGCUUGGGGAGGCCUUUAUUCAGGUGUGGAUCAUGGCUGAUGACUUUUUUUAAAUUCGCGUGCAGUCAAGAAUUCAGCAAUGCAGGUGUUUAAGUGCGCACUUCUGAAGUGAAUGAGAGUCCUUCGUAAAUGGUUGCUAGCAAUGGACCCUAACAUCACUGCUGCCUCCGUAUACCUGCACACAGAUCGUGGUAUUUUAUACUGUGUAGGUAUUUUGCAUGUAACGAUUCAUUGAUAAAAAAAUAUUUUCUUAUGCUCAAUUGUAUGUAUCGAAUCGUAUAUAUGCAAGAAGCAAAUAUACAUGCAAGUAUGUAGAUUUUACCAUUGAACUAAAGCAGUAAACUAGACUACACAAGUGAAAAUAUAGGCAGUAAGAAAUGUAUCUUGAAUAUAAGCCAUGAAUUGGACAUGUGAAACUAAUGGACAUCUGUGAAAAAGAGCUUCAUAGCUCAUCGGAUUCUUCCAGUCUAUAUCAAGAUGAUUCUAAAUUUCUACUAUUCAUCUAAUUACAAGAGGGGCAUGAUAAAACACUACGUUGUUGUAUGCAUUGUAGAUUGCUUAUAUUAAUGGUUUAUUACUGAACAAGUUACUGAGUAGCACAUUCCCCGAUUGGACAAGUCUACUGGGUUGUGGAAGUGCUUGUUUUGUCGGCCAUGGGCGAACCCCCCAUGCAUUUGGACCUGGCCAAAUGCAAAAAUGCACUGGUUGCUCCAUCUGCUGUGACCACUUGACAAUUGGACCCGUGUGCUGAUAUUUUUUUCGAUAUAUGGAUCGCUCCCAAAUGAAACAUCUUGACAGCAAGAGAUGUAUACGCUUUUUGUAUAUUUACCUUUGUUAAAAAUGCAGGGUGUUCCAUGUAUAGGCACCCCACUAAUUUAUAACGAUUCUCUUAACAGAUUUGAGUAUUGUGAAAAGAAUGGCUCCAUAUCUUACCGAGGGAGAACGUUUAAAAGAUAUAGCAAGUGUAUUGAGACUGGUGGGAGACAUGGAGUAGCUUUCGCAUGAAAUGUUUUCUCAAGUUUUCCCUAUUUUUGUGAGGGUCCUCCAAAUGAAUUUCCCUAUAUUUAUCUUUGGGUGCGUAACUGAAUAUUAAGAUAAGGUCGGUAGUGUCCUAUGUUCUGUGCAUUGUAAAGCUGCGGAUGCAAUGGAAAUACAAUACACUGCCUGCUGCCUUGGUUUAUAUAUAGGUGUAAAAAGGUAAAGGGUAAGAGAUUCACAUAGUGACGAAAUUGCUGAACCACAUCGCCCUUAGCAAUUUGUCCUACUGCUGCUGGAGACACCGCCACAUUUUGACCCAAAAUGUAAUGAAAAGGAACAUUCGACGACAUGUGAAUCCGGUGCAACAUUGCACAACAUAUCGUGGAACUGUUGUGCGGAAUGUAUAAUGAAAAUCCCCGUGAUGUUUAAACAAAUAAACUAAGCUUAACCCGUUGAUAACGUUGGGAUUGUAUCACA